Solenopsis invicta (red fire ant) is the source of this 732-nucleotide messenger RNA. RefSeq names its product protein NYNRIN-like. The coding region runs from base 1 to 732 and encodes 243 amino acids. The record is from RefSeq and is a predicted model, not a curated record. NCBI's taxonomy places the organism in Eukaryota, Metazoa, Arthropoda, Insecta, Hymenoptera, Formicidae. Gene Ontology annotation, biological process: DNA integration. Gene Ontology annotation, molecular function: nucleic acid binding. The transcript has 2 exons.
AUGGGACCGUUGCCGACGAGUAGGUCCGGUCACGCAUACUUACUCGUAAUGCAGGACUUAUUUACGAAGUGGAUAGAGUGCUGUCCACUUCGUAAGGCUACCGGUCGACGAAUUAGAGAGGCAAUUGAGGAGAUGGUGAUUUUCCGUUGGGGCACGCCGCGUGUAUUGCUGACGGACAACGGAACGGAGUUCCUGAAUAGAGACUUGCGCGCGAUGUCGGAGCAGUAUGGGAUAUAUCAAACGACGGUGCCACCUUAUCACCCGCAGGCAAACCCGGUGGAGCGGGUAAAUCGCGUCCUAAAGACGAUGAUCACUGCCUACCCCCGCCUUUCUUACGGCCGAGAACCGCUACCGGUCGGUUUGCAUCGCGAGCAGGACGACGUCGGUGUCGAGAUAGAGGAAGCAAACCCCGUCGAGUGGCGCGAACAUAUGGGGAAGAUGGGCGCGUUACGGGAGUGGGUCGCGGAAAACUUGGAAGCCGCGCAAGAGCGGCAAUCUAAGUAUUAUAAUCGGCACAGGCGCGAAGUCACAUUUAACGUAGGCGAACAGGUACUCAAGAGGUACCACGUGUUAUCGGCCGGCGCACAACACUUCUCAGCGAAGCUGGUCAAGAAGUUCCAUGGCCCGUUCAUUAUUCGAAGAAUUCUCUCACCAGUAGUAUACGAGUUGGCUGAUCUAACGGGUGGCAAGGUCGUUGGCAAGGUCCUCGUGAAAGACCUCAAGCAACCAUGA